AUGGCUUUGAGGCUUGCACUGCUGGCUGCACUUGGCGCCGUGUGCACGGCUCAGGAAGAGGUGCGGCGCCUCAAGUUCUUGACCAUCACGUCGUACGACGGAACCAAGCUCAAUGCCGACGCGAGUCUGCCUUUGCCCAAGACUCCCAGCGACCGGUUCCCUGUCGUGAUCAUGGCGAACUCCUGGAGUGUCCCGCAGUUCGAGUACGUGAUUCAGGCCCAAGAGUUGGCGCAGGCCGGCUACAUCAUCCUGGAGUAUGAGACGCGCGGCUGGUACUUCUCUGGGGGCGAGAUCGACUGCGCCGGCGAGAAGGACCAGCGUGACAUCUCAGAGGUUAUUUCCUACGUGCUGAGCCAGAGCGACUGGCAGGCAGAUCCGGGGCGAAUCGCGCUGGCUGGGAUCUCCUAUGGCGCCGGCCUUGCGUUACUCGGUGCUGGCCGCGACCCCCGCGUCAAGGUGGCGGUGGCUAUGUCGGGUUGGUCGGACCUGCAGCAGGCCUUGUUCAAACACAACUCUCCGAACCUUGUUUGGGGCGAAGUGCUGGUGGUCAUGGCCCAUGUUGUCGGCAAGCCGGAGCCCCUCUUGGACGAGGUCUGGCGUCAGGUCCUCGCCGGAAACGUCACUGCCGCCCAGAGCUUUGCCACACUCCGCUCCGUUUUGCCCUACUUGCCGGCCCUGGAGAACCGCAGCGUGCCGCUCUUCAUCUCCAACAACUUCGAGGAUCGUUUGUUUUAUCCGGAAGACGCCGUUGCUUUAUACGAGCAGUACAAAGGUCCAAAGCGACUACUCCUGAAUCAAGGCGUCCAUGCCAGUGCAGAAAUCGGAGGGCUGUUUGGGCUGCCGAAUAACCAUGUCUGGCUGGAGGUGAAGAAGUGGCUGGCGACCUACCUGAAGGGCGAGCCGGGUCCAAGUCCGCCAGCAGUGGAGAUGCAACUUAGGUCCAACCGUGCCGUGCGAAGCUCGGCGAACGAUUAG
Molecule: messenger RNA, 975 nt
Organism: Symbiodinium sp. CCMP2592
Lineage: Eukaryota; Dinophyceae; Suessiales; Symbiodiniaceae
Source: the annotation of a GenBank genome assembly